AUGGCCGGAGUGGGGUACGUGGGGAUUCCAAGAAUGAAGCAGAACGAGAUUUUGGAGCCGAGCGGCUUGGGAGUCCCUGGAACCGGUCGAACAGCGUCUCUCAGGCAGGUAGCGGAUCCGACCUAUUUCUUCAUCCUGUUGAAGGAGAAGCAUCGCGACCUGAGACGCGAGAUCGGUAAGUUUCAGGCUCAGAUGGAGGUGCUCGGUCGUGAAGCAGAGCAACUUCCAGCGAUGAGGAGGAGAAAGUCAGAGCUUGAGAAGGAAGUCGAAGAAUUACAAGAGGAGAUUGUCACCAUAAAUUCAGCUGUCACUCACGGAAGGGAAAACCUUCGCCCUGAAGCCCUUGCUACCACUGCAAAGGAGAUGAAAGAGAAGAAUGAGGAAAAGAAGCUGCGCCUGCUGGCCGCAAAAGAUGCAGAGCUCUCAGCUUUCAUUGAGCGGUACAGUGAAGGGAGAGAGAAGCGCGCUGUAGCUGAAGCCGCCGAGGAAGCUGAACUCUCAGAGGCCGAAAAGCUGAGUGAACUGCUGGAGGAGCAGCUGCGAGCUGUCCCCACGCCUGAACAAGCCGAGACCUUUACAAGCGCACUGAAGGAGAGAAAAACUGCUCUGCAGAAGGCUGAACAGGAUCUUCUGGAGGCGAAAAGGCAACUGGAGGAGAAACAGAAAGAACUCCAGAGAGAGGGGAAACUGGGACAAAUAAGCGAAGAUGAACUUCGUGUGCUGAGCAAGCAUCUAGAGGACAUGAGAGAGGAGAUUGAGAGAAAGUUGGACAAGACAGAUGAGCUUCGUCUCCUGAUUGAAGAGGAACGCAAUCAGCUUGCUCAGUCCGAACAGCGUCUUCGGAGUAACCUCGAAGAUGUCCAGGCUGAGGCAGAGGCUGCGACUAAGCAGAAGAAUGCGAUUAUGAAACGCCUUCAGGCGAACACCGUUCAUCAACGUCUCGAACAGCUGGAAGCGGAGCUCGAGUGUCACCGUCGGGAUGUGGAAGCGGUGCGAAAGGCUGUUGAUAUGCAGAAGCAGCUUGACCCGAAUGCUCUAACUGUGGCUUGCAUGAGCGUUGUUGAAAAAAUUCAUGAGAAACUGAGAGCACGGACACUGAAGAGCCACUGGCGACACCACGAACGGACAGCACACAGUGUUGGUGGCACGUUCCCGAAGUUGUCGCGAACCCCCGCACCGGUACGAAAUGGGAACAGAGGGGGUGUAACAGCAGUCGAUGUUGCUUGA
Molecule: messenger RNA, 1227 nt
Organism: Neospora caninum
Lineage: Eukaryota; Apicomplexa; Conoidasida; Eucoccidiorida; Sarcocystidae
Product: putative intraflagellar transport protein component IFT74/72
Exons: 5
Coding region: 1-1227 (408 amino acids)
Biological process (GO): intraciliary transport involved in cilium assembly; cilium assembly
Cellular component (GO): cilium; centrosome; intraciliary transport particle B
Molecular function (GO): beta-tubulin binding
Source: RefSeq, a predicted model, not a curated record